CGUUAGUGUCAAUCCGAGAGAGAGUGGCGGUUAAGGCUGCCAUUUGCUCGGCGAGAGAAGGAAUGGUCGACGUGGUGGCGGCUGAGGCAGUGGCUCUCGGUUGUCGGCGUGGAUGAGGCUGUCGAAACGAAGUCUCGUCGGUGCCCGAGUGGAAAGAGGAUUCAUCAAUCUCCCAAUGCUUUGUCCCCUUUAUCUUUGGCCCAACAUCGGUUUUGAUGUUAUAUUCUUCAAGAAUCGCCAUGACAAGGAGGGCGUAGGGGAGCGGCCGGUUGUCGGAGGUGGCAUUGAACAUGUGGAUCAUCACAAAUUUACACCAAUCGAUAUUGGCGUUGUGAAUCAUCGCAUGGAUCGUCUUCGUGUCUUCUUGGGAGAGAGUGGUGUGGUUGAACUUCCUGGGCUUGAGGAUCCGUGUCAACACAUAGAAGAUGAAACGAUACACGGGACUCAUGGAAGAAAUCGUAGGGCGCCGCUGUUGGGGAGUGGGUACGAAGUGUCGGAUGCCCACUUCCUCCAAGAGAGCGGUCUCAUUGAACCGCGCUCCUUCUUCUCCGACGUAGAGCCCGAGAUCCUGUCCGUCCCGUCGAAGCCCGUCAAGAACGGGUGUGGAGUCCCGAUGAAGAAAGUCGGUGAAGUCAACUUCCCCAAAACCGAAGAAGAGUUCACCGACGAAGAUUGUAAAAAGAUGGAGCUCAACGCAAAGGCAAUAAACAUGAUUUAUUGCGGUGUUAAUUCGGAUGACUACCGCAAAAUCUCGCGGUGUGAAACCGCAAAACAAAUGUGGGAGAAAUUGGAGGUCACCUACAAAGGAACCGCGCAGGUUCGGGAGGCCAAAAUCAACCAUCUCACUCAUGAGUACGAACUCUUCUCAAUGAAGGAAAACGAGAAGAUUGAGGAAAUGUUUGAGAGGUUCUCUAACAUCAUUAAUCCUCUCAAUCUUCUCAGGAAGACAUACACCGACCGAGAACUUGUGAGAAAGGUGCUACGAAGGUUAUCCCCAAAAUGGCGUUCAAAGGUGGACGUAAUCGAAGAAGGUCGUGACUUCCAAACAACGACCUAUGAUGCUCUUCGAGGUAAUCUCAUUACCUACAAAACCACCCAACUCUCAAAGGUGGUUGAAGAGAGGAGCAAGAGGUCUAUUGCUCUACCUGCAACAACAUCAACCCUUAACAAUGUUGAUGAUGAAGAUGAUGAUAGCGACGACACCGACCUCGGACUCUUCGUCCGAGAAUUUAAGAAGAUGAUGCUCAAGAAAGGAGCCAAGAAGAACACUCCACCCAAGUGCUAUGGGUGUGGUGAUGACUCGGAAAUGGAGGAAGUGGCCAACUUGUGUCUCAUGACCAUUGAGGAUGGUGAAACAUCAAAAAAGACUUCUAUUGCGUGGUGUUGUCGUUCAACAAUAUAGACAUUUAAUUUCAAAAGUAGUUGAAAGAUAUAUCAGACUGCUGCUUGGAAGACUACUAAACAAAAAUAGCAUCAGACAAUUGUUAUCUUGUGUUAUAUUUCUAAAAUGUAGACUACUAAUUUUGUUGUAUUUUAAACAACCGUUUCUUUCACUUGUAUAAUUCUCAAUAACACUAUGCUUUUUUG
Cuscuta campestris is the source of this 1587-nucleotide messenger RNA. Lineage: Eukaryota; Viridiplantae; Streptophyta; Magnoliopsida; Solanales; Convolvulaceae. The record is from the annotation of a GenBank genome assembly.